GGAUUGUCUCACAUCUCAAACGGUCCAAUGAAAGCUAACCAAAUAACAUAUAUAGGAUGCUUCUGUUACAGCUGUUAAGCGAAUGCAUAUACCAAUGAAUACACCUUCUAUAUCAGAAGCCUCAACAGCAUCAUCAGUUUUGGCCACGCCCGCCGAAGACCUUCUUAUGAAUGAUUUGACAGAUUCUGAAAUGCCUUUCAUGUUACAACAGCCUUCAUUCACAAAGCCUAUUGCUUCAACCAGUAAUGACUCUGCAGCAGGUGUGGAGUCUUUUUCACCUAUUGCUCGACCUCCCACUCCACAAUUAGGCAUGACUUUGUCUCAUUAUGAUGCUUCUACAGGCUCCUAUAUGUCGUCUCAGUUAAACUCAAACUAUGAAGUCAAAAGUCCUAUAUGUACUGGCAUGAUACCUGUCUAUCGUCCCCCUUUUGAGCGGUGGGGAUCUUGUUUGAUCUAGAUCACCCGUUAACAGUUUCCGAUAGGUCUAGUUAUAUAUAGAUAUCUCUUAUUUUUAUUUAUUUAUUUUAUUUUUUUAUUUAACAAAGUCUUUGUCAUUCUUUGGAUGAUGGAUAUUUUCUGUUCUAUUGAUUUAUUGUGUAAGUGAGCCCAAUACUUAUCGAAAUAGACCUAAAAAAAAGAAAACGCGUCAAAAUAAACGAACCUCGACCAUUUCUUCACCUUCGGUCCACAACAUUCGGGACAAUUCGACUAAAAAAUUUGUGUUCUGAAAAACGAAACUCUCCCAACUGCUAAUUGUGAGAUUCAACAUGGAUUUAUUAAAAAUCCACUGAUUAGUACUAUUAUAUUAACAUAUGUAUGCGAAAUGUUUGAUAAAGAGGAAUACUACUAAGUGAUGUUAAAAGUGAAUUUAUAGACUCCCAAAAAAGUAAAAAAAAAAAAAGACAUAAAUAUUGAUGCUUAAAUUCAAGACGGUCG
Molecule: messenger RNA, 936 nt
Organism: Mycotypha africana
Lineage: Eukaryota; Fungi; Mucoromycota; Mucoromycetes; Mucorales; Mycotyphaceae
Exons: 2
Coding region: 83-457 (124 amino acids)
Source: RefSeq, a predicted model, not a curated record